This is a messenger RNA of Labrus mixtus (cuckoo wrasse), 8040 nucleotides long. RefSeq lists its product as uncharacterized. The transcript has 5 exons. Gene Ontology annotation, biological process: regulation of transcription by RNA polymerase II. The record is from RefSeq and is a predicted model, not a curated record. Gene Ontology annotation, molecular function: RNA polymerase II cis-regulatory region sequence-specific DNA binding; DNA-binding transcription factor activity. Lineage: Eukaryota; Metazoa; Chordata; Actinopteri; Labriformes; Labridae. Bases 226 to 1761 code for a protein of 511 amino acids.
UCCGGCAGCCUCCGAGGGGGCUGAACACGCGCGGAGAAGCCGAGGUGGAGAGAGCAAGCAGCCGAAGAACUGAGAACCGAUCACCCGCUGGAGGAGCCGAGAGACCCGGGGAACACGUUUUUACCCAGCUUUCUGUCGGGGGAAGACAGGGCAGGGGUGGGUGGGUCGGGGGGGGCACGGCUACAGAAGAAUGAGAAAGCCCUCUUACCGGAGGGGGGCGAAAACAUGAACGGGGCCGUGUACAUUUCGUUUUUCCAGGGCCAGCUGGAGUCCGUGCUGGAGCAGGUCGUCCAGCUCGCUGUGCAGGAAAUAAGCAAGACAGUGGGGUCGAGUCUGAACACGCUGCUGCUGGAGACGGCCGUGAAAGAGCAGGAAAACCACCGGCUUCGGCUCCAGCUGCAGUCGUGGGAGACCCGGGGUCGAGCCAAUACCAGCCCCGCGGACAACGGAGGCUCCCCGGCGGCUGGUAAGCACAAGGCGGCGGGGGACGAGCGGGCGGACAGAACAAAGCCCGAGCAGAAGCAUCAGCAGAGGCAGCAAUACGCCCCCGGACUGCAGGGCAUCGAGCCCGGCAUACCCACCGACACACGGCGUCUGGAACAGAGAGGACGAGUAGUGGAUCAGCUGAAGUCGGUCAUGGAGCAGGUCCUUGACUUUGCCGUGCGGGAGCUGACAAAGAUCGUGGAAGCGUCGUUCGAUGACCUGCUGCUGGAGAUCACAAAGAUGGAGCGGGAGCAGCAGGGGCUGGAGGAGCGACUGGACAAAAGCACUGGCAAAGGAGGAGGAGAGAAGGGGAGAGGAGGAGGAGGAGGAGGAGGAGGUGGGGGGAGGAGAAGGGGCUCAGAGAAUGACUCGGUGUCACCAAGCGACUCUGAAGACGCCAGGGAGGAGCUGGCCGAUGUCCUCGGGUCCAAAGGAACAGCUGGAAGAGACGACCUGGAGCGUCCCCCCAUCAUCUCUGUCUCUCAGGACUGGGUUCCCAUCUUGGACAAAGUCUUCAGUCAGAAGUGGUGCGGCGAUGGCGACGGAGGAGAAGGAGGUGGGCGGAGUCUGAGCGAGGGCCGAGCUCGGCAGGUUCAGUCUCUCCCCACCCACUCUGUCAACCUGGAGCCCUCCCCCUCCUCCCCCCAGCAGGACCCCCGAUGGACUCCUCUGGAGGACAUGGAGGUGUUUUCUCCUGAUGAGGAGGAGUGUCAGAGGAACAGCAGGGGAGGAGCCAACACCACCGGAGGACGGUCAACCGGACCUUCAGCUGGACCUCCUCACAGCCCCACAGGCUCCUCAGGUCGUCGCUCUUCUGCCUCGAUGCUUCACCGUCUCCUCACUCUGCCGUCUCAGCUGCUUGAAGAAGACGAUGAAGACGCCGCUGCGGCCGCCAACGAAACGCUGGCCGCCCUGGCGACCAACGGCGAGGAGCCGCCGGUGCCCAUCUGCCCGUCGCCCCCGAUAACCAGGGAGGAGGAGGAAGAGGACGGCGAGGAGGAAGAGGAGGGCGAGGAGGACAAAGGGAGGAAGAAGAAGAGGCGGAGGGUUUGGUCCGAGUGCGAGGAGUGCGGCCGGAGGUUCAGUCGGAUGUCCCUCCUGAAGGCUCACCGUCAGACUCACGUCGCCGAAAACGCCGCCGCCGACACCUCGUCCCCGUCGUCCCCGCCAAGCGGCUCCUCCUCGGCGCUGCGCUGCUCGGAGUGCGGGAAAAGGUUCUCCUCAGCAACCCGCCUCCACAGCCACGUGCGGACCCAGCACCCCGGGAGCAGGUCCUGAAUCCGACACGGCGUAACAUCAGGCUUGAAGUUGAGCUUUAACAGAGUCCAGAACAACAAGAAAAAAAACAAAACACCCUGAGUACAGAGUGUGGGAUCCACAGACCUGAGACCGGAUCAGAACCAGGGAGCAGAAAACCAAGAAAGGGAAACACAUCCGGUUCAGAGUCAAGUUUACUGAAACAAACACCUGAAGAUCUGAGAAAGUAAUCGGUACACAGACACAACCAAUGAGUAUAGAGCAGUUUUUAACUCUUACACACAAAGAUAACUUUGAAAAAGAACAGGACGAUACAUCAUACAUGUACCUGGAAACGCAUUUUUAUACACGUUUAGAUGCUUAAACUCUAAAGCAGAAUGGUGACUUGACUUUUGGCUCUCUUCUUAGUUUACACACAUUGAUGCUUUUACUCUGAAAAGCAUCUUUAAACAAACACAGAUGCUUUUAUUCUGACGGAACAGAAAACGUGCUUUAACUAAGAAAACAGAGGGAGAUGAUUUUACUCUGAAACAGAACAGGAUGUUGUUUCACACUAAAUAGAAAAGGAAAAAGAUGCCUUCACUCUCUGAAAUUGAGCAAAAAGACGCUUUGACUCGACAAAAACACCCGGACUUAAUUUACUCCAGAUGCUAGCAGAUCUCUAGCUGAAGCCGCUACAGCAUCAGGGCGUCCACUAACGGUGUUUUAUAUGCGGCAGCGCCCACAACCUCAAUCUCAGGGUGCUUGUCAUGCUCUGAAAUUGGUUUAAAUAUUGCGAGCGAAGGAUGAGUUUCCCAUUCCGCCAUUGUUGUAGACAAAUUGAAAAGAAGUCUUCCCCUUAUUGACUUUUGGAGUAUUCACACUUGAAUAAAACUCCUAAAACUGUUGAUAAUUUUCAGGAUGAGCUGCAUAUUUGAAUGCAUACAGCUGAAUUUUUCACUCUUUACUUACCUGGAUUUUUUUCCUGCCGGCCCCCAGAGUAAACAGUAACACAGUAACACAACCAGUGAGAGACUGUUGCUGUCCUCUUCAGGCUCUUUUUUUACGCUCGCCAGUAUUUUCUUUGUAUGUAGCAUAACGGCAGACAAACUGUCAUUAUAGCGUCAGACUUUGUUAGUGCCGACAUCGUUAUCCUGUAAACAUUACCAAUGCAGCGUACCGUUUUAUUUCAAGUCCCGCCUCCUGAGACGCCCUCCCCAGUUCAACAGCGCAAACUCCAUGCUUUAAGGGACAUGUGUGGAUGUGUGGGCAACAGUUCUCUAGGAUAAAAGCUUUUGAUUAGUUGGUGAGGGAGAAGUGACAAAUCGACAAAAUUCAGCAGAGCUCCAAGAGAGGAACUGUUUUUAACUGAGAGCGCUAUGAGUGAAGGAAAAAGAAAAACUGCUGCUGCUGUGUUUUUGGCAAAUUGGACGCCGCGCACUGAAAUAGCUGAACUGUAGUCCUUUUCUAUAAUAUGCACCAGCAGCCCAUAAAACACCGUUAGUGGACACGCAAUACUGAAUUAUAAACACUCAGGUUGUAGUUUGUUCAACUUGAAAAUCCAGAAAUCCCUGAAAAAAACCUCUUCUCCAAUCAGGAACCAGAAUGCUCGCUCUGAAGGGCUUCAAAACAAAUGAGCUUUUCAAAAUAAAAUAGUUGUGCCCUGAAGCUGGAGCAGUCGACCCCUCUGACUUCACAGGAAAUCAAAAUCCAUUCAACACUGAAGGGAAACGGGUGCGAAAAACAACACCUGACCCAGGAAAACAAACGCACUAAACAAGGAGGCGUCAGACCCGAUGUGACGAAGGGAAGAUCACGUCAUAACUCCUCCUCCUGCUGUACAUCCACCUCAUCUUCUUCUUCGACUCCUGUAAAAAAAAACAAAAAAAAACAUCAAAUCCCACUAAUAGACAUGGAACAAGCUCCAGCUGCUGCAGGUGAGUUUCAGUCCGAGCAGGUGAAAUAUUUUGCAAUAAGCUCGUCGCCGCAGCAGCCGAACAGUCGGAGCGCCAUUUCCCCUUUUCCUUAUUCCUGUUUCAUUUGUGUGGUGAUGAUUUUGUGGAUCUGUACAGCGUGGACGGUCGCUCACACAGACAAAAAGUGACCUUUGAUUUUUCUACCUGUUUGUUUUUAAAGUGCUCUUGUUUUUGUUUGUUUUCUUCGACAGACGGACUGGAUACUUUUUUUUUUUUUUUUUUUUUAUGGAAACAGUUUUGGAUUAUCGUCAGGUGAGUUUUUCGUCAUGUUUUAGAUUUUUUGAAGAUCUUCUUUGGAAUUUCUUUUCGUGUCACUUCUACAAACAAAGAGGAAGAUGAAACUCGUCAGUGGCAUCGAUUGUUUGGACUCGUUGAAUGUGAAUCUGCAGUUUUGGUCCUUUUUGUUGUACAGUUUCAACUUUACAGACAGAACUGAUGACGAGACGAGAGAAAGAGGAAGAAGGAGGACGGUUUUAAGUCUGCAACGGGUUACACCUUUACCUCCUUCAGUCUUUCCUUACAUCCUUCCUUCAUCCACUCCUCGUCCUUCGGUCCAGUUCGGUUCAUGUUACCUCACAGAUACCUCCCAAAAAAAACAAAACAAGCUGGUAUUAUCACAAUUUGUUACAUUCUUCUACAAACAACCUUUCUCUGUCUUCUACUAAUUAUUCUCUUGUGUUCACUUUGAUCAAGUUCGUCUGUACGGAAGACCAUUGCUGCCAGGAAAAAAAAAAGAUCAAUAUUUUGAUAAUUGUCACAUUAAUUUAAAAACAAACGAGACCAUGACCUUCAAUUAGCUUAUUGAGUAUAAGCGCUUUGUAUCAUUCUGUCUAAAAGAAAAAAAGUGUUCAAAGAUACAAAAGUAAUCGAUGAACAUGAUUUUCUUCUUUUGGAUCUUUGAGAAAUAAUUGUUAAAAAUUCAUAAUUAUAUCAAUCUUUACAGUUUCAUCAAAGACGAAAGAUAAAUAUCUAGAUCUCAUCAUUUCAAAAGGAAAAGUAAAAAAAAAGUUGGCUGGUUUUUUUUCGUUAUCAUGAGGUCUUUACCUUAAAUUACCAUAAAUUUUAUUUAUUACAACAAUUUACAUUGUUUGAUUUCUAACCUUUUCUUAACCCUUUUCCUGGCAUACAUUUUCUUCCAUUAGAACACUUGGUAAAUAUGAGGGACAAAUUAAUGAAAUCUAAACUGAUGUCUUCAAAACUUUUUUUUUUUUAAAUUCUGUCAAAAAACCCCACAAAAAUGCCUUUAUAAAAAUUCAACCCAUACAAAAUCAACAAGCAUGAAAAACACGUCAUCAAUAGAAACCAAUGAUUACUUGGCUUUGACUAAUUAUGUGACCUGUUUUUAAUUUAGUGAACCUGUUCCUUAUGGAGGACAAACAGGACAGAACUUUAAAAGUAUGCAAGCAUCCUGACUCAAAGUGGGAAUUAAACCAGACUAAAUCAAAGUUUAAAUUUAUCCUAAAGGGAAAACAAAUCAUGUUUAAUGUUUAAAUCAUUUUGUAUUAGUGUUGUGUGAUUAUUGCAAUUGCAAAUAUAUACUGUUUUAAUUUAUUUAAAAAUAAAUAAAUUUUAGCACUUAAAACCUGUUAUGUGGGCGCAGUGAGCUUCCAUAUAAACUGGCAAGAAAGACAAAUUAAACUGCGAAAUAAUGAGAAAUUAUAUUGAAAAAUAUUUUUAAACUGAGAUCUUCAAACUGUCCCAAAAAAAAUCAAAACAAUGCGAAACAGAAAAAAAAAAGCAGAUGACAAAUAAUGCUGUCAUAACUCGGAUAGUAAAACUGAAGAGCCCGUCGAUGCCUAUCUGGUCCUGUGUGCCUCAUGCUGGAUCAAAUAUCAGUGAGGCCAAACAGGAAGUCCUGAUUAGGCCUCUCAAAUCUUAUCAGCGUGGUGCUUUCACAUAUUUAAAGAUCCAAUUUUUUAACCAAAUCCUUAAGACGAUAAGUUCCAAAUAUGGAAGCCUUCUCCUGAGAAAAUAAAGAAUUUGUAUUUUUUUAAACUUUAACGUUUAACGUUUUCUUUACAAGUUUAUUAAAUUCUACCUUAAAUGUAAUUAUUCCUCUAAAGGCACUACAUUAUGCUCUCAAAUUUAAAAAAAGGCACCUUUUUGCAUCCCACAAUUAAAAAGAUGACUCAGAAAAUAUAUAUUUUUUAUGCCUCAUUAGAUAGUGUCAUCUUGUUCUUCAUCAGAAAUCCGAUUAAAGGGCACCAAAGAUGAAAUCAAGUGUUUCAUGGCCAACUACGUCGGUGAACAAUAACCAUCUAAACGUGAUAAUAUUAUGUUGGAAUGUGUAGGGAUGAAUUCUUCUAACUUAAAAACGUUUUAUUGUUUUUAUUUGAAUCAUUCCUCCCCCACCAUCUUUGUUUGUGUGCAAAGUCUCUGUAGUACAACACAACCUUUUGUAGCAUUUGUACCACAGCGUGGGAUGGAUGGAGGGAUGGAUUGUGGUGAAAAGAAGGAUCCGAUAAAUAUAUAAAUAUAUCAGCGAUAUAUCCUGAUGUUUUUUAUGUACUGAUGUUGUUUGUGCUCCGCAAUGCUUCAGCACCAACAAUCUUCGUUUUUUUUUUGUAAAUAAGCUAACUUUUUCUAGCCUGACGGUGAAUCUGUUUAUAACCUGUUUGAACAAAAACUUUAAGCAAUAUGAAGCUAAAACUCUGCUGAGCAACCACAUCUUGAUUCAACGUAGAAAAAUAGUAGAGGAUCGCCAGUUCACAGCCGCUGGUGAAUGCUCAUUUGCAAAAAAAAACAAAAAAACACAAAACAUCUAAAAGAAUGAAAAUGUUGAGACUGGUUUGAUUUCAUGAAAACAGGUCUCCUUGAGUAAAAUAAUAAUACUAGGAUUUUGAUAAAUUAUUAACUGUUUAAUUACCUGUUUUUGCCUCUGCUUGAAUAACUAAAGCUUGUUGUCUUGCUUUGCUUACAUCAGAAUGACCUAACCGCUUUUCUGCAAACACUGAGAGUAUUUGUUUUUCUGACUUGUUGCACUUUCAGACUCCAUACCUGUCAAAUACCUCAUUUUUCACGUAAAACAUUUCAAGUGUUUAUUAAUUCCACACAGACCUCAUUACCUCAGUGAAAGUACGGCGUUGAUAUUUGACUACAAUAAUGUGUAUAUCUUUUAUUUUAUCUGUGUCAUUUUGGAUGCGUCUCAGAGCUUGAAGCUGUGCUGCAAAACUGAAAACACGCAAACUUCUCAGGUUUAAAGACAAAAACAUUUUUAGACACUGUGUUGUUGUUUUAGUUAUUACCUCUGAUUAGAACACUUACCUCAAAAUAUUACACUUUUGUUUUAAGGAUUUAGAAAAAAAAUCUUUAAUAACAAGUUUAAAAGGUAAAAGAGAGCUCAACAGGAUCACAAAAAUAUGGACGCCCAUUCCUGUCUAAAUGAAGCAAACUUGGAAGUUUGAAACCAUAAUCAUAAAAAACUCAUAAGUAAAAAAGAUCAUGAGAUACUGCAUAAUUUUAACUUUUUUUUCGAGAAAUCUAGAAGUUAAAACACAAAUGGCACAAAAAUUUGCACAUAACCUUCCAAAUAAUGUAAAGGUAAAGGCAGAUACUUUAGUGCAGCAUAAUCUUUUAAUUUUGUUUUCUUUUAACCAAACACAAAAAACUAACUAACUAACUAAAUUAGUUAUGUGGUUUUUACAGGACAUGCGCUGCUUCACUGCACUGUUAACCGGUCAGAAAAUGCUCAGAGGAAUCUCGUAUCUCCAAAGCUGAAAAGUAAAAUCCCCACUGAUCCAGAUGUAACAAUGUUAGAGUAAAAAUCUGAGAUACCGAGGUGGUAUGAGGUUUUCUAAUAAGAGCAGCAGCAUCAUUUGACUUGUUGGCUCAUCACAGCUCCUCCUGACCUUGUUUACAAAGCCAUAAAAGAGAGAAGUUUGUCUGGAUGGAAAUUCAAAAAAAAAAAAAAAAAAGGGGGAAAUUGUGAAGUAUAGAGACCAAACCAGGCGUGUUUAGAAACUGUUUUCAACAACAAUAAAUUCUGUGAAAAAUAAUUGAAGCAAUACAGGGACCCAAUAAAUCAAAACGGAUAUUUAUUUCCUUUUCCCAAUGAGGUUUAAGUGUGGGAGAUGAAUUUGAGAUUACUCAUUGUUAUCACAAGAAAGAUAUGAUGUCAUCUACAUAAGAACAAGGAAUAAAUAAGGGAAACAUCUGUGUUAACAUAUUUUUUUUAUACCUAGAUUUGGCAACAUUUAAUCAUUCUUUCUUGCUUGACUUUCUAAUAAAUAACAAUGCUUAGGUUAUGUGUCCAUUGAAACAUUUAAAUUAUACAAAACUUUCCGUUAAAAUAUGUUUUACAGACUUUGUUGUUGUGAUCACAGGCCGUUAAUUAAUUAUCUAGAAA